GUGGCAGUAAUGCAUAUACUAUAAGCUGUUUUGCCGACCGCCAAUAAACACCAAAGAAGAAGAAGGAAGAAGGAGAAGUAGUAGUAGUAGUAGUAAACAAGCCAAACCAGCUAAACCGAGCUGUUUGCAACAUUUUGUGCAAGACAUCUUAGUUGCAGCGUGCAUGCAUCAGUCGGGUCUUGCAGGUCUGUCCGGCCUGUGCAGAGUCACCGACCAUCUCUACCUCAGUAAUCUCACAGCAGCUAAUGACUCCUCUCAGGUGACUCGGUGCCAGAUCACCUGCAUCGUGAACGUCUCUGAAACCAAGAUCCGCCGCGGCCCUCCUCUUCCCGGGGUGGAGUACAUCCACAUCCCGCUGCCGGACUCUGCGGUGUCUCCUCUCAGCGAGCACUUUGACUCGGUGGCGGAUAAGAUCCAGCUCACUGCGGAGCGCGGUGGCCGGACAUUGGUGCACUGCAUCGCCGGAGUGAGCCGCUCCAGCUCGCUGUGCAUGGCUUACCUGAUGAAGCACCGUGGGGUGGGUCUCCUGGAGGCCCACGACUGGGUGAGGAGCUGUCGACCCAUAGUGAGGCCCAAUAACGGCUUCUGGAAACAGCUCAUCCGCUAUGAGAUGGAGCUGCGCGGGUGCACUUCAGUCCGCAUGGUCUGCUCCUCCAUGGGAGAGCUGCCAGACAUCUAUGAGCAGGAGGCCACAAAUAUGAUGCCACUGUGAAGAAGAAGAAGAAGUCACUGCACUGAUUUGUACUUUGUGUUGGGGUUUGUUCAUAUAUAAUUCAUAGCCUUUUAUAUUUAUACAAUAUUUUAUUCCUAAAAAUGUUUUUUUUUUAUGGCUGUUAAUAUUUUCUGGUUUAUGGAGCAAUAAAAGAGAUAUACAACAUUUCCUCUGUAAAAAA
Molecule: messenger RNA, 893 nt
Organism: Sebastes umbrosus (honeycomb rockfish)
Lineage: Eukaryota; Metazoa; Chordata; Actinopteri; Perciformes; Sebastidae
Exons: 1
Coding region: 164-712 (182 amino acids)
Biological process (GO): protein dephosphorylation
Molecular function (GO): MAP kinase tyrosine/serine/threonine phosphatase activity
Source: RefSeq, a predicted model, not a curated record